ACCUAUAAACAUGAUGAGUUUCUUUGGCAUAAUGUAAACGGUAUCUUCCACGAUGAAGCUCACUUCGACCAUAUGUUCGGUGUUGUCUACUGGGGCAUUAGUCUCCGCUUUGCCUCCCAUCGGAUAUGAACGAAGACUAUUCCACGAAGCAAUCAAUAAACGCGGGAUCAAUGGUUCAUCCUCUUCUUGCCUGACGGAUGCUGCACCUACAACAACUGCUCCGAAAUCGAAUGUAUGGGCUCCAAUCUCCGCCGCGGACAAUGCCGCUGUAUGGGACCUACUACACGAUCCUAAGUCCGGCCUCAAUCUUACGCACCCCUCCAAAGCCGUUCUGACCGACAAUUAUGUUUGGUGGAUGGACGCGCUGCCCGUCAACAAAAGCGAUGUGCUUCCUUACCUCGAUGGAGAGGCGCCAAUGCCGCCAAAGUACGCGCGCGCCAUUCUUUUCGAAGGUGGGAAAGAUGCGCCCGAUUCGCAGGAGUACAUGAUCGGUCCUCUCCCUGUUGGUCCUGAGACGUCAAUCGAAAAGCUGGAUUACAUUUACAACGGUGGAAAUGGCGGCUCAGUACCGUUCAAUGCACGAUAUUUUGAUGGCCCACGAAAUAAAGCCAGUGACCCAUUGGUCGCAUCAAUUAUGUCCAAUAUCUCUGACAUAACCGCAGCCUUAUUUCAAGGAGGGGUAUACCAUGGCAGUAACGACAAUCGCACGAAUCUGGUCUUGACUUGGGGCGUUCCAAUGUCGUGGGACGGCACGCAAGCUUUCCGUAACGUCAUGCUUAAGUUUCCUGGACCAGCAAAUUAUCUUACCCCGUUGGACUUCUAUCUGCUCCUAGAUGUAACUGGGACCGAUGCUUCACUAUAUUCCAUGAGGGGUUUCGUUACUGGCGAAAAGUACUAUCCCACCACUGAAGCUCUCAGAGCAGCCUUUGUCGCAGGAGAACUGGCAAUGGAAUAUGACCAGACAUUGGACGCCAGCUGGGCUCUAGUCGAUCACAAACCAGAGAUGGGUGUGCGCGACCUCGAGGAUCGUCUUGCGCCUAGUUCACUCGAAAUCGGUGGAAAGCGCUAUAGAGUGGAUGAGGAGAACCAAUACAUCGAGUACAUGGGCUGGUCCUUCUAUAUGUCUUUCAGUAGGACCUUGGGAAUCAUGUUCUACGACAUCAAGUUCAAAGGCGAGCGGAUAUUGUACGAGCUAUCAAUGCAGGAAGCUAUGGCCCAGUACGGAGGAAACCAACCGAAAGCAGCUGGUACAGUAUACCACGAUACCUAUUACCAACUUGGAACAGAGAUGAGUCCACUCGUUGAAGGAUUCGAUUGUCCUUGGGGAUCGACGUUCUGGAAUUUGUCGCAUUCCACCAACGAAAAGAUCACCACAAAAACCAAUUCCGUUUGCAUUUUCGAAGCUGACAUGAACUUUCCUGUGUCGCGACACCGUUACGGUGCCGACAAUGCUUACGGAUUCGACAAAUUGGGCACGGUCAAGGGUAGUGCGCUGACCCUUCGCGCCAUCGCGACUGUUGGUAACUACGACUACAUGUUCGACUACGUAUUUCACAUGGAUGCGUCAUUCGAGAUUGCAGUUCGGGCAUCAGGUUAUCUUCAAUCGUCCUUCUAUUACCCCAACCAGGGAAAAUGGGGACCACGCAUCCAACAAGCUACACAAGGCUCUCUUCACGACCACAUCAUCACAUUCAAGGGCGACUUCGACAUCGCAGGUACCAAGAACUCUCUCCAGGUUUCCGAACUGAAAGCUGUGAAGCAAUCACAACCAUGGUUUCCGGAGCUUGGCGAAUUCGAGCAAUUGGAGUUGGACGUUUACAACAUGAAGGAAGAGCAGCAGUUCAACUGGGCAGCAAACAACCAGGCCAUGUAUACCAUUAUCAAUACGAACUCUACGAAUAAGUGGGGAACACCGAGAGGCUAUCGCAUUGUUCCCGGAAAGUCCGACAUCCAUCUCUCGACACUCAAGUCGCCGUUUUCUCUGAAGAACAGCGAAUUCGCCAAAUCACACCUAGCGGUGACCCAACAGCACGAUAAUGAGGUCUUCGCCAACAGCGUUCAAAAUCUAAAUCUGCCACAGAAGCCGCAACAAGAUUUCAGUAAAUUCUUUGACGGAGAAAGUGUUGAUGGGGAAGACCUAGUGGUUUGGUUUAACCUCGGCAUGCACCAUUUCACCCGAUCAGAGGAUGUUCCUGUCACAUUAUAUAGCGAAGCGUACAGCAGCAUUUCAUUCGCACCCCAGAACUUCUUUGAUAGGGCGCAAGAUGGGGAUAUUUUGAACAGACGAUGGAUCGAGGUCGACAAAGCGGGCAACAUGACGGUUCAGACGUACGGUGUUGAACUGGAGACCUGUGCUGUACGACUUUCCGAGCCAGCUUCGCACAUUGGCGGCACUGUUGUAACUUAGAUGAUGGCUCGGAGCCCAAACACGACUCCACGAAUGAAAUGAGAUACGGGUAUAUAGAAAGCUAUAAAAUCGCAGUCUUUAUAACAUACUAUACAUUACGGGACUAGCAUGUAGAUGACUCACGAGAACAAAUUUAAAAAGAGAAAGGUUUGGCCCUAACCCCCAUCUCCGACAGACAACAACAACAACAACAGUACGGCUACUACGGUCGCUGAUGGUGCGCUUGCUUGUCGUUAGGCAUAUCACUGGGGACCUGCUGAAACUUCAUGAAGGAUGUAGCAUUGCAGAUCAUCAUCGUUCCAUUCAAGGAAUACUUUUACUAAUGAAUUUUGAGGUUGCAACACUCGUGAUGCUUUGUUUGUCUAUCUACCAGGGAGUGACCAGCUGGAUCAGACAGCUUCGGCUGACCCAUGGUGCUACACAGCGGACCAGCAGCAACUUUCAGCCAACUCUAGCAAUGAUCGAUGCGCGAAUGGCUCAGUAAAUUCACGUGAAUUAAUGAGUCGCUUGUACAAUGUGCCACGUGCCUCUCCUUGGCCGAUGAAAGCGGCCGAAUAAGCCAGGCGGUCCCGCGCACAUAUCAACAUUGCAACCUCUAUUAUGUGUACCAGCUUACUCUUUUC
Periconia digitata is the source of this 3030-nucleotide messenger RNA. The record is from the annotation of a GenBank genome assembly. NCBI's taxonomy places the organism in Eukaryota, Fungi, Ascomycota, Dothideomycetes, Pleosporales, Periconiaceae.